CCUGUCUGGCUCAGUUGAUCUCAGGGUCGUGAGUUUGAGGCCCACGUUGGGGUAGAGAUUACUAAAAAAUAAAUAAACUUAAAGAAAGAAAGAAAAUAAACACAGUGAUAACUCAGCUUGCUUUGUAGAGUGCCCAGACCCUGAGCAUUGCAUCCCCAGAGUGGGUCCCACACCCCGUUGGGAUGUGGGUGUUUCACUAUGAUUCUCAUUUCAUGCGUGAGAAAACAUACUCAGAAAAGCAAAUUCCAUGUUUUCAUCCAACAAUCCUUGAGGCCAAGGAGUUGGCCUUGUCUCAGAGGCCACAGUGAAGAAGCGGAAUAAAGGAAGGUUGCCAGGUCUCCUGCCCACUGUUGCCGGCUCUGCCUUUCUGGGCCUGAACUUCAGCAGCCAUGUUAGCUCCUGGGUCCCACGAGGUCCUGGGGGCACCAGGGGUCUUGUCUGAGAACGUGAGACUCCAAGACACUUGUUCGUGCGUCUGGACCAGUCUGGGCCUCAUAGCAACCAGGGGUUUGAUGUGGACUCCUGGGAGCAGUCCGCUUUCAUUGCCUGAUCUAGGAAGCCCUGUGGUGUCGGGGCGGUGGGGAGGGGUCCAGUAUUACUGCUCUUCCUCCCAAAGUCAUACGUACAGUCCAAAGUCAUGGACCACCUCUUCUCUGAAGCCAGAGCCCAGCUCAGCCUGGACGGGGAAUCUGGAGGGGAAGUUCCUCUGUCAGAAGAUGCUGGGGUGUGGGAGUGGGGGCCAGGAUUUUGAGGGGCUUCUUGGUCUAGGAAUUAGCAAUUACCUGUGCUUCGAUUUCCAGGUGACCAUGAGGCCAAACUGGGGUCUCCUCUAAUGGGGUUGUGAAUUGGGAGAGGGUAUGGGAGUCUAGUCCCUUCCCUUCUGCAGGGUUAGGUCAACCUCCCCUCUGGCCUCCCCCAUUAUUUGUCUCUCCAGGCUCUCUUUCUGAGAGGACCCCAAAGAAGGAUCUUGCUGACACCUUGUCUGAGAGGCCAGAGACUGAAGCGAUGCAGUGAAUUCUGAAGGCUAAGAAACAGAGGACAGGUCUUUUGGUUUUUAGAUCUGGAUGUGAAUUCCAGGUUCACCCCAUCUGGCUGUGGGACGUUGGGCAAGCAGUGCAGCACGCUGAGAAGCAGUUUCCCUGGGUGUUCAACGGCUCCUUCUGCGCAGUCCGUUUUGAGGGAAACGUUCAGGAGGGAGGCGGUAGGUCAUCGCAAUUUCCCAGGCGAGACAAGCAGGCUCAGCCCGCGGAGCUGGGGACAAAGGCAACUCCAAGGGUGGGUCAAAGGGCGCCUGGGUCCGUUCCCAGCCCUGGCUUCUGCGACCACGGCACGCAGCGGCGUGAGCGACUCCACCGGGCCGCACGCCUCGCGUCCCGAUCCCGUCGGGUCCCGCAGGGCGGACACACCCGGCGCCAGGGAGGGGGCGGGCGCGGGAAGGGGCGGGCCCUCGGCUGGGCCGCGAGGAGCGCGGAGCAGCGUGGGGAGCGCGGCCGCCAGGGGAGGUAGGCCCGGGCUCGCAGCCGGGCGCGGGAGUCCAUCCGGCGGGCAAGGAACGCAGGCGGCGCCAGGGGCAGCCGGGCGAGCGCCGGGGCUUCGGCGGUGCGGGGCGGUAGGCGGAACAGGAAGGCACGCGCGGCGCAGCAGCUUCGCCCGGCGCGGAGAGGGGGCUCCUCCUCGGCCUCCCCCUGGCAGUGCCCCCCCACCCCGCCCCAGGCGCCUGCAGAGGACACGUAUCAGCACGUUCCCGCCGUUGUCGUCUCAUCCCAUGUCAUAGCCCCUCCCCGAGGCCUGGAACACCCCCCCCCUCCGGGCCCCAUUAUCCCCAGGCCCAACCUCCCACGCUGACCCGAGGUCCCGGCCGGGUCCCCUCUUCACAACCGGCCGGUCUUCCCGGACAGCGAGCGCCCAGGCCCGGCCCCCAGCCGAAGACGCCUGUCAGCACGUUCUCACCCCUGUCGUCUCAUCCCUCUGCCUAGCUCCACCCCGGGCCUGGGAACCCGGGUCCCUUUGGCCCAUUGUCCCUGGGCCCAGCUCCGCGCUGACCGCAGGCUCGGCCCUAGCCCCUGCCGGGCGCGUCUCCCCCGGCAACGCGCCGCAGCCACCCGGGAUGCAGCCCGCCGGCUGGGCGGCCGUCAGGGAGGCGGCGGGCCGCGACGUGCUGGCCGCCGACCUCCGGUGCAGCCUCUUCGCCUCGGCGCUACACAGCUACAAGCGCGACUCGGUGCUGCGGCCCUUCCCCGCGUCCUAUGCCCGCCACGACUGCAAGGACUUUGAGGCCCUGCUUGCAGAUGCCAGCAAGUUACCCAACCUGAAAGACCUUCUCCAGUCCUCUGGAGACAAAGACAUACGGGCCAGGGACCUGGUGAGCUGGAUUUUAUCCUCAAAGGUCCUGACGAUCCACAGUGCAGGGAAGUCAGAGUUCGAAAAGAUCCAAAAGCUGACUGGUGCCCCUCACACGCCUGUCCCCGUGCCGGACUUCCUGUUUGAAAUUGAAUACUCCAACCCAGCGAACGCCAAAUUUUAUGAGACCAAAGGAGAACGAGACCUAAUCUACGCCUUCCAUGGGAGCCGCCUCGAGAACUUCCAUUCCAUCAUCCACAAUGGGCUGCAUUGCCACCUGAACAAGACGUCCUUGUUUGGGGAAGGCACCUACCUCACCAGUGACCUGAGCCUGGCCCUCCUUUAUAGCCCCCAUGGCCUCGGAUGGCAGCGCAGCCUCCUCGGCCCCAGCCUCAGCUGCGUCGCUGUGUGUGAAGUCAUUGAUCAUCCAGAUGUCAAGUGCCAAACGAGGAAGAAGGAUUCCAAGGAGAUAGAUCGCAGGAGAGCGAGAAUCAAACACAGUGAAGGGGGAGACGUGCCCCCGAAGUACUUUGUGGUCACCAAUAACCAGCUCCUGCGCGUGAAGUACCUGCUGGUGUACUCGCAGAAGCAGCCCAGCAGCAGGCCUUCCAGCCAGCUGUCCUGGUUUUCCAGCCAUUGGUUUACGGUCGUGCUAUCCCUGUAUCUGCUGUUGCUGCUUAUUGUGAGUGCCAUCAAUUCCUCAGCUUUCCAACACGUUUGGAAUCGUGCAAAGAGAUAAUCCCUCUGGGCCUGGUGUGGGGGCCUCCUUGACCACGUGCCUUACAAUACAACCUGUUCUGUACCCCCCAUGCCCCCUGUCCAACCAGGUGGAGUCUGGGGACCAGCUGGGGACCACAGGACAAUUUUCAUAUGCCAUAAACGUAUUGAUUGCCUUUGAUGAUGCUCCCGGCCACACUCUGGUCAGUGGGGACCACAAGUCCCCUCACUCUGAGGUUUCAGGGGAGUCCUCCUGUCUGCUCCUUCCUAAACAAUCCUAGGGAGUUGGCUCUUCUGCCAGGGCCAAAGGAAAAAGUCCUGCUGCAUUUAAAAACAAAGUGUCCAAGCUGUCAGUGGUAUGUUUACAAUCGCUCCUGGCAGACGUUGGCCCUUUCUCUAAUGCCUUCUGGAAGGUGGAAUACGUGUAGUGGGGACUAUAAAUCACUAGGCGGUUGCCUUGUUUUGACUUGAGACACCCAAGAGGAACAGUCCUGUUUCUCAUAAAAAUCGGUGGGAUCGUUUCUGAAUUCCGUCAGCCUUUGUACGUGAGUGCAAAACAUUUUCACAGUUUUCCCAAAUCCACAAACAGCCUUCUGCUACAGCUGUUGCCCCCCUGCCCCAACCAUGGAUGAGAAAGGAAGGAGCUAGAGGCCUGAUAAAAAAGACAGACUUGACAAUGAGCAACUCAUGUCAUCUUUUUCUAAAAAUUACCAACUGCUGAUUACAGCUGAAAUGGAAACAUGUUUGUUUUCUGGUGUUGUUGUUGUUUUUUUUUAAUAGCUAUUUGACAAAUUCAUGUCUGGGAGCUGAGUAAAAGGGGAGAUUUCUAAACCUAGAGCACUCUUUGGCCAGUGCCUGUAGUCUCUUUCCUGGCCAUGUUUUAGAGAAAGGGAUUUGCGCCGCAGGCCUACGUCCUGUUCUCAUUCUCACGAAGCUGCCUUGAUUGUGGCCUUUGAGCCACAAGUGCCACGCCACAGGCCUUCUGUGGGCUGCCACAAAUGUGCAUGGACUGAGCCUCCCUUGCAGGGGUCGCAGGUCUUUGGGACUCAAGUUGGGCUUUGAAAGUGCAGAGAAGGCCUCUGGCUGCCCAGGGGAGCUGCAGUUGUCCUCACUGAUUCUCUGCCCUUCCUUCCUGCCCUGUUUCAGCCAUCAUGGAGCCCUGUCUGAUUUGGGGGGUACAUUUGUGUGAAGAAGGUGGAAAGUCAGUUUUCUAUAAUCUGUGAAGGUGCGAAAAAGCCACUAUCAUGGUUUUUACAUUGAAUAUGACAACAUUUCAAAAAUAAUAAAGGUAUUUUCCUAAUUA
Zalophus californianus (California sea lion) is the source of this 4360-nucleotide messenger RNA. RefSeq names its product poly(ADP-ribose) polymerase family member 16 (gene PARP16). Lineage: Eukaryota; Metazoa; Chordata; Mammalia; Carnivora; Otariidae. Gene Ontology annotation, biological process: endoplasmic reticulum unfolded protein response. The record is from RefSeq and is a predicted model, not a curated record. Gene Ontology annotation, cellular component: endoplasmic reticulum tubular network; membrane; intracellular anatomical structure. Gene Ontology annotation, molecular function: protein serine/threonine kinase activator activity; NAD+ poly-ADP-ribosyltransferase activity; kinase binding. The transcript is spliced from 6 exons. The coding region runs from base 2108 to 3079 and encodes 323 amino acids.